Messenger RNA from Bicyclus anynana (squinting bush brown), 622 nucleotides. It is a transcript of the gene Snapin, whose product is annotated as SNAPIN protein homolog. Lineage: Eukaryota; Metazoa; Arthropoda; Insecta; Lepidoptera; Nymphalidae. Gene Ontology annotation, molecular function: SNARE binding. The record is from RefSeq and is a predicted model, not a curated record. The transcript has 3 exons. Gene Ontology annotation, biological process: intracellular protein transport; endosome to lysosome transport; regulation of synaptic vesicle exocytosis. The coding region runs from base 169 to 603 and encodes 144 amino acids. Gene Ontology annotation, cellular component: BORC complex; BLOC-1 complex; synaptic vesicle.
AUGUCACGCAGCGCGAAACUGUCAUUUGUCAUUAAUAAUAUUUUAGGGUUCCGUAAAAUAAAUAUUCAUUUUACAAAUCUAUAUAGUAUUUCUAUCUGUUAAAUUAAGUACAUUACAUUUAUUCCCAUUAUUGUGUUCCUAGAUAAUGUAAUUAUUGUUUAAUAAGUCAUGGACGACACAGAAAGCACGACAACAUCCGCUGAUGAGAAUACAGGCAACUUGUGCGAUAAUCCAACAAGGGAUACACUCGCCGAGGGUUUGUUGGGCCUUUUGAAACCGACUGUGGACCAGCUAGACGACAGAGUUCGAGCUACUAGAAUAUCUCAACUGGAGUUGAAACAACAGAUAGAGUCGUUGAACGAAGAGCUACAGAAAGUGAGAGAGGCUCUAAAUAAUCACCCUGACUUAGACCCCUAUGUGAAGAAAUUGAUUGCCUGCAAGCAUAGAGUUACUGUAGUGCUCAAUGUUUUACAAGCAUCACAGGACAGAUUAAAUGAUAUAAGGCGAAUGAUACAAAAAGAAAAAACUGUCAAUACUGUCACAUCUCCGGAGCCUGAGCAGAGCACUAGCAGCAUAGCCCCAGAGCACGGCAGCAUCAACUGAUAGUCAAUAUGGAGACACC